AUGUCGCUAUCGCUGUCGGGCACUUUCAGCUGCGACAGUUCGCGCUUCAGCUGCGACGGCGCGCCCGACGACACGGGCUGGGAGAGCCCUUCGGAUUCCGGUGGCGACGCGGUCUUCGGCGCGCAGUACGGUGACCGCCUCCCCAGCCGCAGGCGGAGCUUCGCAGGCGCGGGCACGAACCUUUCGAUCGGACGGCUAUCGGAUGGGCAUUUGAGCCUGGAGCGCGCGUGCAAGUCGGCGACAGUGUCGCGCGUUAGCAGCCGCCUGCUGGCCCCCACGCAAUCGUCGCAGGCCAAGUCGCGCUCUCUCAACCAUCGGCGCGCGGCGGAGGACGGUGGGACGGUGGGGCGCGAACCGUUCAGCACCUCAUCGCAGCCGCGGAGGACCAAAGCUGGCGCGACAGCAGCAGGAGCGGCCCGCGGAACACCCACAGACUUAAACGAGCGUGUACAUGCGCCGGUUUGUAGCCCACCGCGCGGAAAGGUUUCUGUGGAAAAAGCAGCACAAAACGCGGCAAAAGGCGGGCAGCGCGGACAGGGGCGGCGACUGUCAGACGCGAGUGAGAAUCUGGCGCUGAAGCUGGCCAAGCACCGACAGGGGCUGGGGGUGGUGGGCGCCGGAGAUCCCAAGACGGGUGCUGGUGGCGCCUCUGCCACUCCACAUGUGCCACGUGGCGGGAGGGUGGGAUCUCGAGGGGGGGCUGCGGCUCUGCCCGUGUCCCGCAGUGCGCUGGCUGCGGACAGGAAGCCGCUGGUUGCGGGAUCUGCGGGGAACGUUGCGCAGAGCCGCGUUGUGGCGGGGGAAGUGAAGCCCCGACAGCGCCUGGCGGACGGGAAAGGUCCGCCUAGUGGUAGCGGCGGACGAAUCCCCGCGCAUGGCGCACCGGACGGGGGAAAGGGGCUGCGGGAACACAGUGCGGGGGGAUCAGUGAGCGGUAAGGGGAAGAACGAAAAGCGGGUAGUAGGGACAAUCGGAGUGGGGAACGGUGGGAGGGGCGUGAGCGCGGAGCAGAGGACGAAGAAGCGUGGUGAGGAGCAAGAGGCAACCCCUCACACAGAGCCGUCGCGAGGGUCGAGGAGGAGUGGAAGGCGGGUAGCUGCGAAAGGCCCGCGUGGAUGCGAUCAGAGUAGAGCGGAGGAUGGGUCUGCGCACCACCCGGCAAUCCGCACUGCACCCCGCGCGCAACACACGCCUUCCCACCAACACCCGACUCCUCCUCCACCUCAUCCUGAUCAACUGCCUCUGGUCACCCAGCCAACUGGUAACCAGUCCAUCAGCCAAACCAGCUUCACCCUCCCGCCCAGCCUCCUCCCCCUCCCGCUCACCUUCCCCUCACCCUCCCCAUCCUCCGCGGGAUCCGCGGAGGACGCGGACAUGCCGUGGGCGGAGCUGAUAGGCGACGUGCGCGGUAUGGAGCAGGACGUGCAGUACGUGCGGCACGCCAUGCUCGCCGCCGGCUUCCUCUCCGACGCCCUUCCCCCCCUCUUCUCCCCGUACCUCCCCAUCAACCCCGCCUUCUUCCAGCACCUCGAAGCCGCCUUCCUCAUGCGCUGCUGCGCGCACGCCACGCACGACCCGUCUCACCUGACUGCCAGCCUGCCCUCCCUCCCUCUCGCCAUACCCGCGUCAUACCACGAGGAGCGCCGGCAGCGCAUGCUGCUCUUUGACGCCGUCAACGAGGCUCUCGGCCGCCGCCUCGCGCCUUUCCUCCCGCGCGCGCCGUGGUCCCCCGAGCCCGUGCAAGUGGCGCCGCGGAGGCGGCCUGUGGGCAUGGAGCUGGUGCAGGAGGUGUGGUCGGAGAUUCACUCAUGGCCCGUGGCGUCCACUGAUGAGGUGUACACGGUGCUGGAUGAGUCAGCAAGGCGUGAUUUGUGGAGGGGCACGGAGAGGUGGCGUGCACAGGAUGUGGCGGAGGAGGAGCCGGGUGUUGUGUUUGAUGUGGAAGGGAUGCUGCUGGAGGAGCUGCUAGAGGAGGUGUGCCUGGAGUUUGUAGAGGUGGAGCAGAGGCGGGCGAGUAAGAGGAUGUCAGUGCAUGGGGUGGUGAAGGCACAGAUUACAUCGUCUGGCUUUGUCUGUGCGGCUCAUGUGAAGGGAUCUGGAAGGGAUGGAGUGGUGGCACUACUUGGUCCUGCUUGCCCUACUGCUGGAGUGCAGCAGGCAGGGGGGCAGCCGGGGGUGCCCGGGGCACCCCGGGGAGCGCAGCAGGCAGGGGGGCAGCUGGGGGUGCCCGGGGCACCCCAGGGAGUGCAGCAGGCAGGAGGGCAGCCGAGGGUGCCCGGGGCACCCCAGGGAGUGCAGCAGGCAGGGGGGCAACCGGGGGUGCCCGGGGCACCCCAGGGGGUGCAGCAGGCAGGGGGGCAGCCGGGGGUGCUCGGAGCACCCCAGGGAGCGCAGCAGGCAGGAGGGCAGCCGAGGGUGCCCGGGGCACCCCAGGGAGUGCAGCGGGCAGGUGGGGAGCCAGGGGUGCCCGGAGCACCCCAGGGAGUGCAGCAGGCAGGAGGGCAGCCGGGGGUGCCUGGGGCAUCCCAGGGAGUGCAGCAGGCAGGAGGGCAGCCGAGGGUGCCCGGGGCACCCCAGGGAGUGCAGCAGGCAGGAGGGCAGCCGAGGGUGCCCGGGGCACCCCAGGGAGCGCAGCAGGUAGGAGGGCAACCGAGGAUACCUGGAGCACCCCAGGGAGAGCAGCAGGCUGGGGGGCAGCCGGGGGUGACCGGAGCACCCCGGGGGGAGCAGCAGCUAGGGGGGCAGCCGGGGGUGACCCGAGCACCCCAGGGCGAGCAGCGGGCAGGGGAGCAGCCGGGGUUGACCGGAGCACCCCAGGGAGUGCAGCUGGCAGGAGGGCAGCCGAAGGUGCCUGGGGAACCCCAGGGAAUGCAGCAGGCAGGAGGGCAGGGAGUGCAGCAGGAAGGAGGGCAGCCGAGGGUGCCCAGAGCACCCCAGGGAGAGCAUCAGGCAGAGGGGCAGUCGGGGGUGACCGGGGCACCCCAGGGAGUGCAGCAGCCAGGGGGGCAGCCGAGGGUGCCCUGGGCACCCCAAGGAGCGCAGCAAGCAGGGGGGCGAUCGAUGGACGACCAGGAGCAACAGUUGGAGGAGUGGUGUCGACUUCUGGAGCUUGAUACCCCCAUGGCGACUGCAGAGGAGUCAGAGGUGGACGAAGAACCUCCCUUGCCGCCUUCCCCAUGCCCCUGCUUCCCGUGCGACACGUGUUUCCACACUUUCGCUACGCGGGGGGGCGCAGCGAACCACAUGAGGGUAUGCCGAGCGGCUGAGGCGGAGAGGCGUGCACAGGCUCUCGGCUCGAUUCCGUCUCUGGUGGAGACUGACACGCAGGAGCGAUCGACGCCGCGGGAAUUUGGGGACGAGGCGUGGGCUGGGGUUACGUCAUGGGAAUGGGAAACAUUUUUCAGUGUGGAGGCGGUUGGAGGAAGGACAGUUCGCCGGAUCCCACAACGGGCCAGGUCGGGGGUCUUAGACGUGCUCUGUUGCAUCCUUAAGCGCUUGAAGAGCCAGCCGGGAGAUGAAGCCGCUACCCUCCUACUCUUGGCAUUUCCGCGCCUCAUCCUAGCCAUGCCUCCAAAGCCAGGCAUAGGUCAAAAGGCGCUGAUCACAGAGCGGUUGGGAGCGUUCUGGGAGGGGAGGUGGCGAGAGCUGUUCGACUCUGCCAUGGCGGCAGCGCGGCCAGCAGUUCGCCCACUUUCCUACACUCGCUCUGACCAGGAUCCGGAUGCCAUCCGCCUGUCACGGUGCCGAUCUCGGUGCAGAGUGGGGGAGUGGAGCCGAGGAUUGGCCUGCCUUACAGCAGGGGAGUUGGCUCGACCGUCUGAGGUCAUGGGGCAGUCGCUGCGAGAGAAGCACCCGGCUAGCGCAGGCGAGGUACCACAGUGGGUCCGCGAUUUCACCAUCGAUACCGCUCAGCGGCCUUCACUCACGACCGACAUCCUGGCCAGAGCUAUCCAUACAGCCGCUCGAGCCUCAGCAGCAGGGCCAUCGGGGUGGGUCACAGAGCAUCUGCGCGACACCUUCCUCACUGAACCUACCUGCCUUUCCCACCUGUUGGAAGUGUUCAACCAAUGGGUGGCGGGACAGGUCCCCGAGCGGGCUCGGCCAUGGCUCGCCGCAUCCAACCUAGUCGGGCUUUCCAAGCCUAACGGCGACGUCCGGCCGGUGGCGAUCGGGGAGGUGCUUCCUCGUAUCCUUGCUCGUGCUCUCUGCAUCUCGCUCCGCCCUGCGAUGGUUUCCUACUUCCUACCAUGCAACCAGCUGGGAGCGGGCACCAGGGUCGGGGCGGAGAUUCUCACUCAUUCUUUCCGGUCAGCGCUGGCCACUCACCCCGACUGGUGUGCGCUACAGAUAGACGUCGCAAACGCCUUCAAUUCGUUUCACCGUAAUGUGAUGUUCGAUGGGCUGCGGGAGUCGCCUUUCUCAGGGAUGAUCCCAUUCUUGCGUGUCUUUUAUGGGACACCUAGCGACCUGUACCUCCGAGCAGGCCCUUUCGUACAGAGCCUCGAGUCAGCACGGGGAUCGAGGCAGGGGGACCCGCUCGGCCCUUUUCUUUUCGCAUUCACGCAGCAGCAAGUGAUGGAGCCGAUUACUAGGGAGUUCAAGGACCUGCUUUUCCUCAGCUAUGCAGACGAUACCUAUAUUUUGGGGCCAGCAGCUAGGAUUCUGGAGGCUUUUGGGGUGCUGCGGGAGCGGUUGGAGUGGGUGGGGCUGGAGGUACAGGCGCACAAGUGCCGGUUUUGGGAGCGCGAGGGCGAGGGGGUGGAGCGGGCACUGCCAUUGGGGAUGCAGGGUUUAGAAGAGGGUCUUACUGUGGUGGGCGUGCCUAUUUGA
Messenger RNA from Closterium sp. NIES-65, 4830 nucleotides. NCBI's taxonomy places the organism in Eukaryota, Viridiplantae, Streptophyta, Zygnematophyceae, Desmidiales, Closteriaceae. The record is from the annotation of a GenBank genome assembly.